CCCAUCCUUCUUUCCAAUACGUACUCAUGGGCGUAUAGUUCAAGCAUGUGUACUAUUACACAAUCUUAUUCGAAAACAUAUGCCAACAGAUUACACAAUGUAUUGGGAUUUCUAUAGUGAAGAAGGUGAAAGUGAUGAUGAGGGCCUAGAUGAUGAAGUUGAGUUGAUUACUCAAAUAGUUACUACGGAUGCUUGGACUACUUAUCGAAAUAACUUAGCACAAAAUAUGUUUAAUAAUUGGAGACUUAGGCAUAGUAGCCAAACAUAAAUGUUUAGUUUAUUUGGACUUAUGUUUGGGUGUUCCUUUUUAUGAUGUAAUCGAAUUUUUUUUUUUUGUAAUCUAUAAAUUUUUUUUAUGGUGUUGAAAUAUUUUUUAUGGUGUAAUUGGAUUAUUUAUUUUAUCUUGCAAAUAAGAAAAUAGCCUUAUUUGGUAAUCUUUUUUUUAAUACAUCAUUGUUGUAUAGGAUGGAUGUUGGUCAAUUUGUUCAAAGUGGAAGAGGGAAAAAUAAGCGAUCAUGGACUAAAUUUGAGGAAGAAUGUUUGAUUAAUGGUUUGUUGGAGAUGAGUGCCGAUCCUUCAUGGAAAGCUGAUGGGAGUUUCAAAGGUGGUUUCAAGAAUAAGUUAAAGGAGAAAUUGAAUGAGAAGUUUCCCGGGUGUGGGUUGAAAGCUAUUCCCCAUAUUGAAUCAAAAAUCAAAUGGUUUAAGGAUAAGUAUAAUGUGCUAACUGAAAUGUUUCGCACUUCUGGUUUUUCUUGGGAUAAUGAAAAGAAUAUGAUUGUUUGUGAAAGGCAAUCUUAUGAAGAAUUUUGUAAGCAACACAGAAAUGCUCAAGGAUUAUGGAAUGUUCCUUUUCCAUUUUAUGAUCAACUGUCAGUUAUCUUUGGUGCCGAUCGAGCUACUGGAGUGCAAUCUGAGACUUUUGUCGAAGCUGUUGCCAAUCAAGAGAAAAAGACCAUUGAACUAGAUAAGGGUGGUAGUGAUGAAGAUGAUGAAUUUGAUGAUAAUGAGUCCGUCAACCAAUCAAAACAAUCAACUCCAAGUGAACCUUCUUCAAAGAAAGCCAAAAAAGAAAAGGCUCCAAAUGAACAAGGAAGGAAAAGAAAGAAGCCGGAGGUUGUGGACUUAACUUCUUCUUUUAACAAUAUGUCUUCUAGCUUUUCAAAUCAUAUGAAUGAGAUGAACAAGCACAUGUCUACCAUUGCAAGUGCCUUCUCUACUACACAACUACAUGAGCAAGCUAUCAUGGCUCGUGAAGAAGUUGAGAAAAAUCAAAAAAAAAUUUGGUUAGUGAAUUGCUUCGCAUAG
Molecule: messenger RNA, 1305 nt
Organism: Amaranthus tricolor (Joseph's coat)
Lineage: Eukaryota; Viridiplantae; Streptophyta; Magnoliopsida; Caryophyllales; Amaranthaceae
Exons: 2
Coding region: 466-1305 (279 amino acids)
Source: RefSeq, a predicted model, not a curated record